This is a messenger RNA of Quercus lobata, 2000 nucleotides long. RefSeq names its product ruvB-like protein 1. NCBI's taxonomy places the organism in Eukaryota, Viridiplantae, Streptophyta, Magnoliopsida, Fagales, Fagaceae. Gene Ontology annotation, molecular function: ATP binding; ATP-dependent activity, acting on DNA; ATP hydrolysis activity. The record is from RefSeq and is a predicted model, not a curated record.
CAUUUCCAUAUCCGAGUACCAAAUUUAAGACCAGCCGCGAAGGCGCGUUUUCUCUUCGUUCUCUCUGCUUAAACCCUCACACACACAUUGCUCACCACCACCAAGCUGUUUCUGCAAAACCCAAAUUGAAAACACAGACUCACAGAGAGAGGGAGAGAGAGAGACAGAGACAGAGAUGGAUAAAGUGAGAAUAGAAGAGGUACAGUCCACUACGAAGAAGCAGCGCAUCGCUACUCACACUCACAUCAAAGGUCUUGGCCUUGAGGCCAGUGGAAGAGCAUUGCCCUUGGCUGCUGGGUUUGUGGGUCAGGCAGAGGCAAGGGAAGCAUCUGGUCUUGUAGUUGAUAUGAUACGGCAGAAGAAAAUGGCUGGGCGGGAACUUCUAAUGGCUGGGCCUCCUGGUACUGGAAAGACAGCUCUGGCUCUUGGAAUAGCACAGGAACUUGGGAGCAAGGUUCCAUUCUGCCCAAUGGUUGGGUCAGAAGUGUACUCAUCAGAAGUAAAGAAAACUGAGGUUUUAAUGGAAAACUUUCGACAGGCCAUUGGUCUAUGUAUCAAGGAAAAUAAAGAAGUCUAUGAAGGAGAGGUUACUGAACUUUCCCUGGAAGAAGCUGAGAGUGUGACAGGUGGCUAUGGUAAAAGUAUUAGCCAUGUGAUCAUUGGAUUAAAAACUGUGAAAGGAACCAAGCAACUGAAGUUGGACCCAACCAUUUAUGAUGCCUUGUUCAAGGAGAAGGUGGCUGUUGGUGAUGUUAUAUACAUUGAAGCAAAUAGUGGAGCAGUAAAGAGGGUGGGCAGAAGUGGCGCUUUUGCUACAGAAUUUGACCUUGAAGCAGAAGAGUAUGUUCCACUUCCUAAAGGAGAGGUUCACAAAAAGAAGGAGAUAGUUCAGGAUGUAACACUACAUGAUCUGGAUGCUGCAAAUGCACGGCCUCAAGGUGGGCAAGAACUAAUGGGGCAGAUGAUGAAGCCUAGGAAAACAGAAAUCACUGACAAGUUAAGACAAGAAAUUAAUAAGGUUGUUAACCAGUACAUUGAUGAAGGUGUAGCAGAACUUGUCCCUGGAGUUCUAUUCGUUGAUGAGGUACAUAUGCUGGAUAUGGAAUGCUUAUACUUGAAUUGUGCUUUAGAUAGCUCACUAUCUCCAAUAGUAAUCUUUGCCACAAACAGAGGGUUUAGCAAUGUGAGAGGGACUGAUAUGAACUGUCCUCAUGGCAUACCUGUCGACUUGUUGGAUCGGUUGGUUAUUAUCCGAACACAGACUUAUGAUGUUGCUGACAUGAUAAAGAUUUUGGCUCUCCAUGCAAAUGUGGAGGACCUAGUUAUAGAUGACGAAAGUUUGGCUUACCUGGGUGACAUUGGUCUACAAGCAUCCUUAAGGCAUGCAGUUCAGCUGUUAUCGCCCUCCAGUAUUAUGGCAAAAAUGAAUGGCCGCGACAAUAUCUGCAAGGCGGAUAUUGAGGAAGUGAAAGCUCUCUAUAUGGAUGCAAAGUCUUCAGCAAGACUUCUUCAAGCGCAGCAGGAAAAAUACAUUUCAUGAUAAUUCUAAACAAUUUUCCCUGAAUGUCAAAUGUAGUCUGAAUUUGGAAGUAGCAUUAUUUAGGUUCGGAUAGCUUCUCUGUCGUGGGUUUUGAAAGAGCAGGAGGUUUUGGUCAAAGACUUUGGCUUCGUUGAUAAUUAAUGUGUAAAGGCGAAAUGUUUCGGAAGUGUUCCAAGCUACGGGAAAUUUGUAUUUGUCAUGAGUAGUGUGUCAUGAGUAGUGUCAUGGUUUUGCUGUCAGCAGCGAUGCAAGUAAGUGGUGAAACUCUAGUUGUUGCACCAUUCUGUUAAUGAAUGCAUCUAUGUAUGGAACUAAGCUUGCAAAUACACUUCAUAUUUACCCUGGAAAAUUACUAACCCAGUUAUGUGAUGAUCACUAAUUCUCAACUUUAUUUAACAAUUUUUAUGCGAAUCUGUGUGAGCUUUAUUUACAGCAUGGAAGUAGCCAUUGCUUUAUAUUU